ACUAGCAUGAGUUAGCGGUAUAUGGGUGUUGCUGACCGUAAAAUAGAUUUAUGGAUCUUGGUUUUGUGUUUCAGGUUUGUGCUGUACAAGUUAGGUUAUAAACUUGUAGCCAACCAUGUGGAAAGAGAAAGAAAGCGAGUUGCAGAAUAAAUGCGAUAACGAUAGCGCCAUCGGGGAUUCGGAGAGCUAUUCCGCGGGCGAGGAGAGCUCGCAUUCCCGCAGGAAGUCAUCCUCAGACGAGAUGGAGACCGACACUAUGGACAUGUAUGGCCAUUUGAACGCAAAACUUGGAACUAAAGUACCGGGGUGUCUUUGCAAAGAAGCAGGAGAUAGUAUUGAAAGUUGUUCGAAAAUAUUCAAAGAAAGCUUGGCAAAACAAGCGGCCAAAACACCCAGAGUGAUACGUGUAGUACCAGCAUCUGUCGCGCUUGCAAAUACGAACGGGAAUAACAAGAAAUCUGAGGAUUUCUCACCAAGGAAAGAUAAAUCAGACAUGGCUCUUAAACUGCAGUAUCUACUACAUGAAAUGAAAAAGCUGCGCGAGUUGGACCGAGAAAUCCUUCACCAGUUCUUACGAGUUAACGAUACCGUGGACGAAGUUAAAUGGUUGAUGGACGAACGUGAGGCCGACCUUAAGCGUAUCAUGGAGGAUGACGUCACAUCCAAUGACGUCACAACACACGACGCCACAAAUAAUAACGUCACGGAGUGGAAAGAGAGAACGGAUACAGACAUGAAGUAUGCGGUGCCUGUAACGGCAGCGUUGACCUCGUAUGCUACGCUAACGUCAGUGAAGAAUAGUAAACGGUCAAAUGGUGUGGACGCUAUGGUACAGGGUUCGAGCCCGGCUGAUACCAGUCAAAAGUCUGCUUCGAAUCCAGCUGAAAACGGUUACAGAUCUUACUCCAACCCUACGUAUGCUAAAGUCGAUAUCGGUACAAAACAUGGAAGACCUCAAGAGCCUCCGCCCUAUGUUGAAAGACAGGACUCAUAUUAUAACAGGUUCAAAGCAUCUCGUCCUACAUCCGCCUCGAGUACAAGGUCGGGAAACCCCCAUUCUGACCCCGUUUGGGUGAAGCAGGGGGAACCCCCGAGUCAGAGACCGAAAUCCGCGUCUGCUGCUUCAGUUUCCAGAAAAUUCAGCAACCGGUCAAAGCCUGGCAGCGUGCAUCGAGCCAUACGGGACGAAUGGAUUGCAGAAACCGCGGAAAAGUCGAUCCCGGAGUUCCAUAAGCAAAAAGACUACCAGAACCUUAUCGGGUUAUCCCGUGUGCGUGCAGAGGCCACAAGUAUAAGGGGCCAACCCAGGCCUGUAGCUCGACCGCGGGCAUCGGGUCGAGACGUUGGUUCCGCUGGUUCCAGGACGUCAUCGUCGUCUCUUACGUCAUCCUCGUCUUCGUCCUCGUCGAUGCAUUCGCCAACGAGAGGCGUGACGCAUAACGCGCAACGUUUGGCGCAUGACGGACAACACAUUACGCAUAACGGACAACGCGUGACGCAUGAAGCCCAUCGCAUCACGCAUAAUGGGGGAAAUAGUUUCAGCAGAUUCGGUGUAACAAGACAGCGCCCUGAAGAUUUCCGACAACGGACAGACAUGAAAAACAACAACUACAAACCGAAACCAAUAUCUCGCAAACGACAGCCUGUAUUUCCAACCAAAGACAACGUUGUCGUCAUGUCUUAUAAACGCACAACGACUGACUCUGUGUAUAGCUGGAUACAGAGCCAAGAUGACGUAACAUAUUUGUAAACCUGCCUUAGCCAAACACACAGCACAAUUGUUUUUUAUUGUUAUGUUCAGUAGUUAAUCAUGCUUUAUUUCUGCCUGUAAUUUUGCCAUAUUAUUUUAACUUUGCUUUUAGCGUUUUUUUUUAUAUUGCGUAUAUAGAGGCCUCUUGUACGCACAGAAAACAUUAGUUUGUUAUUUGAAAGAAUAAAUCUAAUAAACAAUUUCAACUGA
Molecule: messenger RNA, 1960 nt
Organism: Ciona intestinalis (vase tunicate)
Lineage: Eukaryota; Metazoa; Chordata; Ascidiacea; Phlebobranchia; Cionidae
Biological process (GO): positive regulation of canonical NF-kappaB signal transduction
Source: RefSeq, a predicted model, not a curated record